AUGGUGAGCGCGGAAAACGAAAAUAACGUCAAAAGUCCAGAAAAAGUCAAGAAAAAUAAAAAACGUGAAGAUAAUAGUGCGAUAACUGAAGAAAGUGAAACUAAAGGUUCCAAAACUAAAAACAAUACGGAAAAUAUUAAUGAAAAAGGUAAAAGUGAAAAAAAGCUCAAGAAAGAAAGUAAAAAAAAUAAAAACAAAGAGAAAACUAUAAAAAGUCACGAAAAUAAAGAUGGUACGAUAAUAUUGAACCCAACAGAGCAAAGACUUGUGGAUUUAAGCGAAUGCAGUACAGAGAAGCAUUACAAAAAGAGAGUUGUCUCUUUAAUGAAAGCGAUUAACGCGAGAUUACAUCGCAUUGAACGAGUCGAUAAGAAAAUGGCUGCUUUAAAAGGUGUAGGACCUGAUCCGAAGAAAAUGCUCUUACGAUCAGAAAUGUACUUUGAAAAAACAAAUAAUGAGGACAAACUAAAGUUAUUUAUGAAAACUCUGACAGAGGCGCAGAAGAAACUGAGUGAAUUUAACAAAGAUUCUGAAAAUGAAAACCCAAAAGUAGAAACUAAAGUGAAGACAAAUAAGAAACAAGAAGAGAAUAAAAUUGAAACUAAUAAAGAAUUAAUCAAAAAACAAGACGUGAAGAUAUGCGCCGAAGAAACUUCUCGGCCACCAAAAGCUAGUGAUCUCAACAAGGUGCAGAAUAAAAUAAAUGAAAAGGAACAACCUAAUAGAAAUAUAAUAAAAGAAGAUGUGAAAAUAAAACCUUUGGAACCCGUACUCAAAAUACCGAGCGCGAAGGAGUUCUGGAAGGUUUCGGAAAAGACGGAGGACGUUCAAGAUGACUCCAGCAGCAGUGAUGAUGAGGAAGAAGAAAAACCUAAGAAGAAACGUAAAAAGUUAUCAGCAGCAGAAAAAGCUGCCAAGGUAAGAGAAGAGGAGGAGAGAUUGAGAGAGAUGGAGAAGAGAGCGAUAGAGAGUGAGAGCUCUCCGCGCUCCAGCGAACAGUUUGAGAGAGCUCUCCUCGCGCAGCCUGACUGCGACGGAAAUAGAAAAAGCGAGGGCGGGGCUGUCGCUCGCAAGGCGCUGAACACAAUCAACUUCCGGGAGGAGGGGGAGAAACUGAACGUGUGGCUCGCACUACUCAACCUGGAGCAUCGCUUUGGAACUAAGGAAACCCAACAAAAAACCCUCGAAGAAGCGCUGCAAAUGAAUGACACGUACAGCAUACACUCGAAGCUACUGGAUAUUUUGGUGGAGACGAGCAAACAACAGGAACUGACGGCCUUAGUGGAGCUCAUGAUGAGGAAGUACAAGACCCUGGAGGCUUACGUGGCGUGUGGAGAAGCUUGUUACAAGGCGGGCAUGGUGGAGAAGGCGAGACACGUGAUGCAACGAGGAAUAGUCGUGUUGGAGAAGAAGGAACACGUAUCCAUGGUGGUGAAGUUCGCUGUGAUGGAGCGUGCGCGGGGAGUCCCCGAAGGUCGUGAGAGGUGCGAGGCGCUCCUGGAACAGAUGCUGGCCACCUACCCUCAGAGAGUGGACGUGGUGGGCGUCUACUGUGACAUGAUGUGCAAGGAUGGAGACGUGCAGAGAGUCAGACAACUCAUGGAACGAAUGACGUCACAGAAGAUGCCCGCGAGGAAGAUGAAGGUGUUGUACAAGAAGUGGAUAGAAGUAGAACAGAAGAUAGGAGACGAACAACACGUGGAGCUCGUACGGCAGAACGCAUUGAAGUUCUUAGACAAAGCCAAAUUCUGA
Danaus chrysippus (African queen) is the source of this 1752-nucleotide messenger RNA. NCBI's taxonomy places the organism in Eukaryota, Metazoa, Arthropoda, Insecta, Lepidoptera, Nymphalidae. The record is from the annotation of a GenBank genome assembly.